Messenger RNA from Psilocybe cubensis, 1296 nucleotides. RefSeq lists its product as uncharacterized. Gene Ontology annotation, molecular function: aldose 1-epimerase activity; carbohydrate binding. Bases 1 to 1296 code for a protein of 431 amino acids. The transcript has 10 exons. The record is from RefSeq and is a predicted model, not a curated record. NCBI's taxonomy places the organism in Eukaryota, Fungi, Basidiomycota, Agaricomycetes, Agaricales, Agrocybaceae. Gene Ontology annotation, biological process: glucose metabolic process; beta-D-galactose catabolic process via UDP-galactose, Leloir pathway.
AUGUCUGAAUUUGAACCAGUUUCUUUGACUCUCAAACCCUCUCCCACACAGUCAGUGGCAAUCGAGAUCCUUCCUCAUGGUCUCACUAUUCACAGAGUUUUAGUGGAGACUGACGGCCGUACACAUGACAUUGUUAUUGGCCCAGAAGAGCCACAAGGACAUCUUUCCCAAAAGUACACAAACACGGUGGUUGGGAGAUACGCGAAUAGGGUCCCUGUCGGUACUCAUACGUUGGAGCGAAACGGGGUCAAAAGCGAAUUUUCUGCACAAUCCAAUGAAUCUCCACAAGUUUCUCUGCAUGGCGGACCGGUUGGGUUUGACGCUGUGCCUUGGACUUUACUGUCAUCGGAGAAUCCUCCUCAACUAUUCUCCAAGGCGGAGUUGAGCCGCUUGAAUAAAUUAUCAGAAACUUCCUCUUCAUUCGCCGUUUUUCAACUACAAUCUCCUGACGGUGAUCAAGGCUGUCCGGGUUCAUUGACAGCCGAGGUCUGUAUCGCUCUCAUAGGGCCCGACAACGCUCUAAAGCAGGAAAAUGUAACGACUACUGAGAAUGCCUUGGGCAGUAUCGUCAUUAUUUACCGUGCAAAAUUGAAUGGCGAAACAAAAACUGUUACUCCAGUUAAUCUUACACAACACUGGGGCUUCAAUUUGGAGGCCAGUCUGCAGGAUGGCCCUGAAUCGCUUCUGGUGAAAAACCACGCGCUCACUAUCAAGGCCGAUCAUGUUGCUGAACUUGGUUCGAAUGCUCUUGCCACUGGUAACUUCAUCCCUGUUUCGACUGUUCCCGCCCACGACCACAGUGGCAAACUCAUUGGAAGCGAGAUGCCUAAUUCCGGCUAUGAUGAUUACUAUCUAUUCGAAGAUAAAGCCAAAUCCUCGAUACCAACUCGGAUACCUUCGGUUUCAUUCAAUGAACAGUCCGACUUUCUGGAAGAUCUGCUUCGGCCCGCAAACGACGAGAAUCGAGGAAGUCGUCCGGAGCCUUUGGCAACGUUAUCAUCUGCAAAGUCUGGUCUCAAGCUUGAGUUUGAUAGCAAUCAGCACGGCGUGAUGUUCUAUUCUAACGCAAUGGCUAGCGUAACCAAAGGAGCGCGAAAGAAGAUUCACGGCGGCUCCGGAAUCACUGGUCACGGCGAUGCUUAUGGUCCAGGAACCGCGGUGUUUCUAGAGUUCCACAAUCCUAUCGCGGCGUUCUUGCAUCCAGCGAAUAAGGACGGCGAAGACACACUUCUCACAUCUGACGAGGUGUAUCAUAACUACGUCCGUGCUGACAUCAAGGCUCAUGCCAAGGCAUAG